UGGUCGGGCAGUACCGAUCCACAACACGGCGGGGGUUUCUGCGCAGGCGCGAGGUCUGGGUGAAGGGUUGUUUUCCGAGUGUGAGGAGGAGAGUUGAGACCGAGCUGCGAUUACAUGGACUGGAGUGUGUCGUCCGUGCUGUGCUACGCUGCAGCGCUGUGCUUGCUGGUUCAACUGGUUCGGUUCCUGUUCGCGGAUGCAGAUCUCACCUUACUGUGGGCAGCUGCCUUUGGGAGCAAGCCAAAGGACAAGCUGUGUGGCAAAGUAGUGUGGAUCACAGGAGCGUCCAGUGGCAUUGGGGAAGAGCUGGCCUACCAGCUGGCGAGCCUGGGGGCUUUCCUGAUCCUGUCUGCCCGGCGAGAGGGCGAGCUGGAAAGGGUGAAGCGCAGCUGUUUGGAGCGGAGCAGGCUGCAAGAAAAGGACAUUCUUGUUCUUCCGCUCGACUUGAUGGAGCGAGGCUCUCAUGAAGCAAUAGCAAAAACCGCCAUCCGCCACUUUGACCAUAUCGACAUCCUGGUCAAUAAUGGUGGACGCAGCCAGCGGUCACUGUGCCUGGACACCGGGAUGGAAGUGUACGAGGCACUGAUGGAUCUGAACUUCCUGGGCACGAUAUCGCUCACGAAGUGUGUGCUGCCCCACAUGGUGCAGCGCGGGGUGGGCAUGGUGGUGACCGUCAGCAGCGUGAUGGGCUUCGCCGGCGCGCCCCUGGCAACCGGCUACUCUGCCAGUAAACAUGCCCUGCAGGGUUUUUUCAACUGCCUCCGCACGGAGCUGACGGAUCAUCCCGGGAUUACCAUCAGCACCGUGUGUCCAGGGCCCGUUGUGUCACAGAUCGUCGGCAACGCCUUCACAGAGGACCUGGGCAAGCCCAAUUCAAACGUGGGUGACCAGGAGUACAAGAUGUCCACGUCUCGCUGUGUCGCCCUCAUGCUGGUGGGCAUGGCCAAUCACCUGAAGGAGAUGUGGAUCUCCCAGCAGCCUUUUCUGCUCUUCUGCUACCUGUGGCAGUACGCGCCCACCUGGGCCUGGGCACUGACAGACUGGCUUGGCAGGAAGAGGGUGCAGAACUUCAGAGCUGGGCUGGAUGCGGAUUCAUCUUAUUUUACAAAGCCCAAGACGAAGACUUCCUGAAGCAUUUUAUUCAUUUUGCUUGAUUUUUGUCAUUAAAAUAUCUUUCGCUGUCA
This is a messenger RNA of Lepisosteus oculatus (spotted gar), 1184 nucleotides long. RefSeq names its product dehydrogenase/reductase (SDR family) member 7 (gene dhrs7). Gene Ontology annotation, molecular function: oxidoreductase activity. Lineage: Eukaryota; Metazoa; Chordata; Actinopteri; Semionotiformes; Lepisosteidae. The record is from RefSeq and is a predicted model, not a curated record.